AAAUCGGGAAAAGGGGAUGAGCUGGGCUGGCUUCCGUCCUGACGGCCAAGGCUAAUUCUCCCUCGAGUUCUUGGGAGAUGGGCGUUUGGCGAGAAGGCUGGCGUUAGUGAAGCGCGCCGGGCGUCACGGUGAGUGCGGGUCUUGGGCCCUGGCACCUGUCCUCUGGGAAGUCGUCCGCUGUGAAUCCCCUCUCCUUCCACCAGCUGCUGGUCACCCGGGAGACAAGCCCUGUCCGCGGAGAGGAGUGGGACAACUCCGAAAGGCAGCAGCAAUACUCAACAUAAAUAUCUGUUCUUGAACUCCUGGGCUCAAGCAGUCCUCCCACCUCAGCCUCCCAGAGUGUUGGGAUUAUAGCUGUGAGGCACCACGCCCAGUCAGUGCACUGCUUUUUGCAUGGAGAAAGUCUUGCUACUACUGUAAAAAGAAAAGAACUACUUUUAAGGAAAUAUAGCAUCCAUUGUGAAAAGGGAAAAGUAAAGAUAAUUCAUCAUGCCUGCUGUGGCUUCAGUUCCUAAAGAACUCUACCUCAGUUCUUCACUAAAAGACCUCAAUAAGAAGACGGAAGUUAAACCAGAGAAAAUAAGCACUAAGAGUUAUGUGCACAGUGCCCUGAAGAUCUUUAAGACAGCAGAAGAAUGCAGAUUAGAUCGUGAUGAGGAAAGGGCCUAUGUGCUAUAUAUGAAAUACGUGACUGUUUAUAAUCUUAUCAAAAAAAGACCUGAUUUCAAGCAACAGCAGGAUUAUUUCCAUUCAGUUCUUGGACCUGCAAACAUCAAAAAAGCCGUUGAAGAAGCUGAAAGACUCUCUGAAAGCCUUAAACUAAGAUAUGAAGAAGCCGAAGUCCGGAAAAAACUUGAGGAAAAGGACAGGCAGGAGGAAGCACAGCGGCUACAACAGAAAAGGCAGGAAACAGGAAGAGAGGAUGGUGGCACGUUGGCUAAAGGUUCUUUGGAGAAUGUAUUGGAUUCCAAAGACAAAACCCAAAAGAGCAAUGGUGAAAAGAAUGAAAAAUGUGAGACCAAAGAGAAAGGAGCAAUCACAGCAAAGGAACUAUACACAAUGAUGACGGAUAAAAACAUCAGCUUGAUUAUAAUGGAUGCUCGAAGAAUGCAGGAUUAUCAGGAUUCCUGUAUUUUACAUUCUCUCAGUGUUCCUGAAGAAGCCAUCAGUCCAGGAGUCACUGCUAGUUGGAUUGAAGCACACCUCCCAGAUGAUUCUAAAGACACAUGGAAGAAGAGGGGGAAUGUGGAGUAUGUGGUACUUCUUGACUGGUUUAGUUCUGCCAAAGAUUUACAGAUUGGAACAAUUCUCCGGAGUCUGAAAGAUGCACUUUUCAAGUGGGAAAGUAAAACUAUCCUGCGCAAUGAGCCUUUGGUUUUAGAGGGAGGCUAUGAAAACUGGCUCCUUUGUUAUCCCCAGUAUACAACAAAUGCUAAGGUCACUCCACCCCCACGACGCCAGAAUGAAGAGGUGUCUAUCUCAUUGGAUUUUACUUAUCCCUCAUUGGAAGAAUCAGUUCCUUCUAAACCUGCUGCCCAGAUACCACCUCCAUCUAUAGAAGUAGAUGAAAAUAUAGAAUUGAUAAGUGAUCAAAAUGAGAGAAUGGGACCACUGAAUAUAUCAACUCCAGCUGAACCAGUUGCUGCCUCUAAAUCUGAUGUUUCACCCAUAAUUCAGCCAGUGCCUAGUAUAAAGAAUAUUCCACAGAUUGAUCGUACUAAAAAACCAGCAGUCAAAUUGCCUGAAGAGCAUAGAACAAAAUCUGAAAGUACAAACCAUGAGCAACAAUCUCCUCAGAAUGGAAAAGUUAUUCCUGAUCGUUCCACCAAGCCAGUAGUUUUCUCUCCAACUCUCAUGUUAACAGAUGAAGAAAAGGCUCGUAUUCAUGCAGAAACUGCUCUUCUAAUGGAGAAAAACAAACAAGAAAAAGAACUUCGGGAAAGGCAGCAAGAGGAACAGAAAGAGAAACUGAGGAGGGAAGAACAAGAACAAAAAGCCAAAAAGAAACAAGAAGCUGAAGAAAAUGAAAUUACAGAGAAGCAACAAAAAGCAAAAGAAGAAAUGGAGAAGAAAGAAAGUGAACAGGCCAAGAAAGAAGAUAAAGAAACCUCGGCAAAGAGGGGCAAAGAAAUAACAGGAGUAAAAAGACAAAGUAAAAGUGAACAUGAAACUUCUGAUGCCAAGAAAUCUGUAGAAGACAGGGAAAGGUGUCCAACCCCAGAAGUACAGAAAAAGUCAACAGGAGAUGUGCCCCAUACAUCUGCGACAGGGGAUUCCGGUUCAGGCAAGCCAUUUAAGAUUAAAGGACAACCAGAAAGUGGAAUUCUAAGGACAGGAACUUUUAGAGAGGAUACAGACGAUACCGAAAGAAAUAAAGCUCAACGAGAACCUUUGACAAGAGCACGAAGUGAAGAAAUGGGAAGGAUCGUACCAGGACUGCCUUCAGGCUGGGCCAAGUUUCUUGACCCAAUCACUGGAACCUUUCGUUAUUAUCAUUCACCCACCAAUACUGUUCAUAUGUACCCACCGGAAAUGGCUCCUUCAUCUGCACCUCCUUCCACCCCUCCAACUCAUAAAGCCAAGCCACAGAUUCCUGCUGAGCGGGAUAGGGAACCUUCCAAACUGAAGCGCUCCUACUCCUCCCCAGAUAUAACCCAGGCUAUUCAGGAGGAAGAGAAGAGGAAGCCAACAGUAACUCCAACGGUUAAUCGGGAAAACAAGCCAACAUGUUAUCCUAAAGCUGAGAUCUCAAGGCUUUCUGCUUCUCAGAUUCGGAACCUCAAUCCUGUUUUUGGAGGUUCUGGACCAGCUCUUACUGGACUUCGUAACUUAGGAAAUACUUGUUAUAUGAACUCAAUAUUGCAGUGCCUAUGUAAUGCUCCACAUUUGGCUGAUUAUUUCAACCGAAACUGUUACCAGGAUGAUAUUAACAGGUCAAAUUUGUUGGGGCAUAAAGGUGAAGUGGCAGAAGAAUUUGGUAUAAUCAUGAAAGCCCUGUGGACAGGACAGUAUAGAUAUAUCAGUCCAAAAGACUUUAAAAUCACCAUUGGGAAGAUCAAUGACCAGUUUGCAGGAUACAGUCAGCAAGAUUCACAAGAAUUGCUUCUGUUCCUAAUGGAUGGUCUCCAUGAAGAUCUAAAUAAAGCUGAUAAUCGGAAGAGAUAUAAAGAAGAAAAUAAUGAACAUCUUGAUGACUUUAAAGCUGCAGAACAUGCCUGGCAGAAACACAAGCAGCUCAAUGAGUCUAUUAUUGUUGCACUUUUUCAGGGUCAAUUCAAAUCUACAGUACAGUGCCUCACCUGUCACAAAAAGUCUAGGACAUUUGAGGCCUUCAUGUAUUUGUCUCUGCCGCUAGCAUCCACAAGUAAAUGUACAUUACAGGAUUGCCUUAGAUUAUUUUCCAAAGAAGAAAAACUCACAGAUAACAACAGAUUUUACUGCAGUCAUUGCAGAGCUCGACGGGAUUCUCUAAAAAAGAUAGAAAUCUGGAAGUUACCACCUGUACUUUUAGUGCAUCUGAAACGUUUUUCCUAUGACGGCAGGUGGAAACAAAAAUUACAGACAUCUGUGGACUUCCCAUUAGAAAACCUUGACUUGUCACAGUAUGUUAUUGGUCCAAAGAACAAUUUGAAGAAAUAUAAUUUGUUUUCUGUUUCAAAUCACUACGGCGGACUGGAUGGAGGCCACUACACAGCCUAUUGUAAAAAUGCAGCAAGACAACGGUGGUUUAAGUUUGAUGAUCAUGAAGUUUCUGAUAUCUCCGUUUCUUCUGUGAAAUCUUCAGCAGCUUAUAUCCUCUUUUAUACUUCAUUGGGACCACGAGUAACUGAUGUAGCCACAUAAGGAGACAUAGGUUAUAAACUAGUUAUCUUUUAAAAGGCUGAACAACACAACUCUUGAAAUGCUUAUCAAGAUAAUGGUAGCUAUAGCUGACCGAUUAGAGGAAUUCUAGGACAGUGGGAGCUGUGUUACUAGCACUAUAUAAUUCCGGUCAGUGCUGACAAAUAACAUUUAACAAGUAUUGCAGUAAGCAUCACUUACAGGUACCAUUUAUUUCAAAACAACUUUUUUAGUCUGCUCCAAAGUUAAAAUACUUAACUAGCUAAGCAUUAUUAUUCUACUGGUCUAAAAACCAUUGUAUCUUUUUUUUUCCUUUUCACUGUUACGGCCUUUUCACAUUUCUAAAUCCCAUCUUGAUAUACUAUGAAUACUCUAGAAUGAUGUAAAGCAGAUAGGAAUGUAUGUGUACAUAUUUAUUGCAUACUUGCACAUCAGAUCGAUGUACAUAGUUUAACACGUCCUUUUGUGAAACCUAGAACUCAGAGGAUUGCUUUUUUUCUUUCAGCCUAUUUUGAGUAACUUCAGUGCUUUCUUAGGAAAAUGACAGGGCAAAGCGAUUUUUCUGUUGGCUUUGGGCUGUAUUUGUGCACUAAAUCUUUAUUCUAAAAAAAUAAAAUGGAAACUUUAAUUUUUUUAAAAUGAAAAUUUCAUUUACAGCUACAUUAAAAUCUUAAUGAGAAAAAUAAUUUACAAACCUGUGGGUAUUCUGUCUUUAAUAUUGUAUUAUCAAAUAUGGGACAGUAAAACCAUAGAUUUUAUAUACACACGUGCUCUAUAAUAACACCCAGAGUCGUCAUUCUUUCAAGACUAGUCUUCUCAUGUAUUGAGAAUAUUCAUUCUAAAUAUUAAAGUAAAAAUGCUGGGAGUCAGGCAUGAUUGCAAAGUGAACUGCAUUGUAAAUGACAUCUUUACAGAGUGAUGUAUUAAGAGGGUUAAAGGAGCUUAUAACUUAUUUAACCGAGGGACUCAGUUGCUACCUAUGUAGUCAGUAAAACACUCCAUACAAAAAUAAGAUUCUAAAAGUGCUUCAGAAAGAUACCACCAUUGGCAGGCUCUCAGGGAGAAGAUGAAAGGAUCGGGUUCAAAUUGUGAAGCUGACAACUUUUCAUGUUUUUCAGUUAGUCUAAGAGACCACUUCUUGGCUAAAUUAUUGUAUCAGAUAUAUUCAAAUCAUAUUCUUAAAUUCACAGAGCCAUUUGAACAAAAAUUAUUGUUUAGCUUCAUGAGUAUCUUUGGAAAAUAAUUUGUUGAAUAUAUAUAAUUAAGAGAGAUUUUCUGAUAAACUCCGAAUUUUGAAACCUGAACUCACUAUAUAAUCUGCAGUGUUUUGAAGGCGUCCAUCCAUUAGCACUGUAUUAUAUUCAUACUGCCUUUUUAAGUGAACCAGGACCCAUCUUCUGGAUGACAGACUUAAGAUAAAAGGUUGUAUAACAUUCCCACAAGGCAUAAAAAUGUUAAUAAUGCAAGUAAGUUCUACGAGUUUAAUGACCAAGCGAAAUUCCACCACCAGAUCCUGAUUGCUUGUUUUGCAGUGUACAGGAAACACCAUUUUCCUGGCUCUUAAUGCUUUUGUAUUGGUAUGGAAAAGGGCUGGCAGCUAUAGAACAGGAGAUAUGCCGUAGCAUUUUGAACUGAAGUAUCUGGAAUCUCACUGACUCGUGUGUCAUCAAAGCUAUACCAGGCCUGGGUGAAUGAAUUCUUGCAGAAAGCAGUGUAGUGGCCACCAUCCAGAUCACCAAAGUGGUUCUAUGGGAGAAAGGAAUGUCAAACUUAGUAUUCACAUACAAACACCACUAACUACUGGAACAGAAAUGAUAGAGCCAAGAAAUGCUUUUUAAAUUGUCCCUUAUACUAAAUUAAAAGUGAUAAUUUUGUCGUUAAACCAUGCAUAUAGCCUGACUGCUAUAUUGCUUCUCAUUUGAUUGUAACUGCUUAUAUGUUGUGCCCAUUGACUAUCAUCUGUGAAUAAAGACAAUAUUUGGCGGCA
Molecule: messenger RNA, 5827 nt
Organism: Piliocolobus tephrosceles (Ugandan red Colobus)
Lineage: Eukaryota; Metazoa; Chordata; Mammalia; Primates; Cercopithecidae
Gene: USP8
Product: ubiquitin specific peptidase 8
Biological process (GO): protein deubiquitination
Molecular function (GO): cysteine-type deubiquitinase activity
Source: RefSeq, a predicted model, not a curated record